Molecule: messenger RNA, 1806 nt
Organism: Linum trigynum
Lineage: Eukaryota; Viridiplantae; Streptophyta; Magnoliopsida; Malpighiales; Linaceae
Source: the annotation of a GenBank genome assembly
AUCUAUAAAUUUGUAAUUAAUGUUACAAAAAUAUUAGAAUAAUGGGAAAAUUAAAAAGUAGUUGAAAUUAGACAAAAAGACUAAGAAUUUUGUAAUUAAUGUUAAUAAUAAAUUAUCAAAAAGUUAAAAAAAUUAGAGAAAAUUAUCAGAAAAUGUUAAUGCAUUUGAUUAUCAUUAAUUGUAAAUCUUAUUUUUUUUUUGAAGAUGUCUGGACAUGGAAUAGGCAAACCGUACAUGAAUAAGAAAAGAAUGGAAGAAAAAACGGAAGGAAGAAUGGAAGGUCGUGCUUGUAGACUUACAGCGACCGGUAGAAAAGAAAAUGAAGAAAAAAAUCCACGUAAGGUUAAGGGGAAGAAGAAGAAGGCGGAAAUAGUGCGUCCCGACGGUCGCCCUACUAUGGGACAGUUAUCUCUUAGUCGAAGUACUACCUCCACCCCUACUCCUGAGGAUGCGACGCCGUGGGAGGCUAAUUGGAGUGAUUCGGUUUCUAUGGACGACGACGACGAUGAUGAUAAUGAUGAUGAUGAUGUGGUUGUUGAUGAGGUUGGGGAUGCCCCACCUGAAUCUGAUGUAGGCAUCGGUAAGAAGAGACGAGUUGGGACAUCUUCUACAGCUUCUUCGCACUUUCCACAGCGUGGGCUAGAUGGACGCUACGUUGCGAGACGUAGUAGUGAGGAAGACGGUGAUGGUAAGAAGAGGAAGAAGGGAGUAAGGGGGGACAUGUCGUGGCGUCUGACAUCGGAGUCUCAGAUGUGUUCAGGUGGACCUGUGAUUCCCGAUGUGAUCCCUAGCUUUGGAGGUCACAUUGCCUUUGCACUGUGGACUUCCCCAGCACAGGAUCGUGGGUUGUUGGAUUGUUGUCAUAGAUCUGGUACUGUGGAGUCUUUGAGGAGGUAUGAGUGGAGUUCAGAGGGUUCUCAGAAGGUGGUUGAGGGCACAGGAUUGUCCCACUUGGCAGGCUGUAUGAUGCAGCAUUUAGAUACAGCUUUGAUAACGGCAUUUGUGGAGAGAUGGCAGCCGGACACGAACACCUUCCAUAUGCCAUUUGGAGAGAUGUCAAUCCCACCGGUGUCAUGCCAACAAUCUCAACCCAUGGAAACUCAUACUUGUUGGUCUUGUAUGUUGCAUCUAUCACAAUGACAUGGUGCCAAGCUCGCAACAUCAAUAUUGACUCAAGGUGGGCUAGGAACAAGUGUGUAAGCACGUUACGGUCAUUCACAUACUGCAUAUAGUAACCCUUCUCCAGAGCAUCUUGAAAAGUGUACUGUAAGGCCGUCCUCUGACCAAGCUCUUCUUUUCUUAUCUUAUACAAUGCGUUAGAAAUCUGUCUUUUGUUCACCUUUCCAUGCUCCCCUUUUCUCUCGUUCACUGCCUUGUGGAUAUUCCUUGGGGCGACACCGGCUAAUCUCAGUUGUCUGAUGUAUUGCUUAUCAUCUUCGGUCAAAACAUUCCUCUUACUUGAUCCAUUCGGAAAUAGCUCAAGCGGAUGAUUGUGAAAACCCAAAUUAGCACCAGGAUUCUUUCUAUUAGCCACUGCUAGUAUCAACCAAUAUCCAUCAUCUGACCGCUCAAUCUUGAUCUGAAAUUCACACCCCAACUUUCCAGAAGAAGUAAGAGGCCUCCUUUCCUUAGCCGGAUCAGAAUCAGGAUCCUUCGAAUUUUUCUUCCUACCAUGAGUGCACUUCAAGUAUCGUCGCCUACUAUCUUCACUUGGAUUUUUUUUAUUUGAUGCCUUCACCAAAUAAAACCCAAAACCCUUGGCAAUCUCAGUAGCUGCUGCAUAUGCAAUCAAAUCUGUAUCGUAUU